Molecule: messenger RNA, 564 nt
Organism: Lodderomyces elongisporus
Lineage: Eukaryota; Fungi; Ascomycota; Pichiomycetes; Serinales; Debaryomycetaceae
Gene: CUE1
Exons: 2
Coding region: 1-564 (187 amino acids)
Molecular function (GO): ubiquitin binding
Source: RefSeq, a predicted model, not a curated record
AUGUAUAUGUGGAUGAUCCUGCCUAUUCCACAAGAUUCCGAGUUUCCAUUGCCCAACACUGGAUCGUCCGCCACAUCUUCCACAACAACUUUGAAUAGCUCACGUGUUUCAGGAUCAGGAUCAGGAUCAAACUCAGGAUUAGCUACUGGUAGAAAUACUACCACGAGAAGAAGAGGAGGUGCACGUCCAGUAACUGAUUCUAUGAUUGAAGUGGUUCAAACUAUUGCGCCUAGUCUCACAGUUGAACAAAUUCGCUAUGAUUUAGAAGCUACCGGAUCAGUCGAGGUCACGAUCGAUAAGUACAUGGAAACAGGCACAUUACCAUUCCCACCUGGGUACGUUGCUCCUCGUGCAGAACCAGCACUGGCUUCAAACGAAGAAGUGAAUCAGAAAAAGGAAAAGAGUGUGAGUGAACGAGAAACAAUAGAUUUGAUCAAGAGAUACGGUAUUGAUAUCAAUAACCCUGUAAGUGGAAAUGAGGAUAUAUUUAAAAAUAGGAGGAAUGAAAUGAUUGUCAAUGCGAGAAAGAGAUUGGCAGCACAAUUACAAAAUCAGAAAAUUUAG